This is a messenger RNA of Penicillium arizonense, 1335 nucleotides long. RefSeq lists its product as uncharacterized. NCBI's taxonomy places the organism in Eukaryota, Fungi, Ascomycota, Eurotiomycetes, Eurotiales, Aspergillaceae. The record is from RefSeq and is a predicted model, not a curated record. Bases 1 to 1335 code for a protein of 444 amino acids. The transcript has a single exon.
AUGGAUCCCCUGAGUGUGGUGGAAAGCAUUACUGGCAUAGCCACGACCGCUUACCAACUUAUCGGGUAUCUGAGUACUGUCGUGGCAGGAGGUAAAGAGCGCCUGUCGCUGUUGCAAGAGCUCACUACCUUGUGGAUUACCAUCGCAGUCCUUAAAGCACAGCUUGCUCCAGAAGGAACGGUUGUCAACAAGGAGGACUUUCCUUCAGGGCUUGUGGAAAUUUUCAAAACAGAUGGCCUGUUGAAGGAGCUCGAGAAUUUGGUACAAGAGGUGGAGCGGAUGCUCACGCCUCGAUCUACCCCUAAGAAGAUCCGUCAGACUCUUGCUUGGCCCCUUAGUAAGAAGGAUGUCAUUCAAACAAUUGAGCACAUACAGUGCUUACAGCAGACCUUGCACUUUGCACUCGAUCAAGUAAACUAUAACCUGACCAAGGAGAUCCGUCGUGAUGGGCAGGCGAUGAAAACUGUCAUGGACGAGACCCGCCUCAAGGAGAUGAUUGACUGGAUAUCACCGCUCAAUUUCAUCACGAAGCAAAGCAUGAUCUUUAAGGAGCAGCAUGAAGGUACAUGCAAGUGGUUCUUUGAACAUGACUCGUUCAUCGAGUGGAAGGAAACCGGAAAUGCGAUUUUGUUUUAUAAAGGAAUUCCCGGUGCUGGCAAGACCUUUCUUUCGUCCAUUGUGAUCAAUGAGUUAGACCGGUUGCGACUCGCUGAAAACAGUGGCGUCGAGAACUCAGCAAUCUUGAUGCUCUACUGCAAAUGGGAUGAUGCACACUCCCAGUCUGUUGAUGGAUUGUUGGCAAGUCUUCUCAAGCAAAUCGCACAACGCUAUGGGACAGUUUCCAGGAACAUGGACGAUCUUUUCUCCAAGCAUAGCAGAGCUGAUACGAAUCCAAGUCGAGAAGAGUACAUGUCUACACUCAAGGCGGAACUUGAAAGAUUCCCGAAAACAUUCAUCGUGGUCGAUGGUCUUGAUGAAUUACGCGAACAGAAGAGCCGGCUCGAACUUCUGGAGACCUUGACUUCUAUAGAAGCCUCGGUGAACAUUAUGGUCACAUCACGUCCGCUCGUUGACAUCGUGCAGCAAUUUGAAAACAAGGCAAGGAAAAUCCGGUGCGGAAAGUGCAAGCAAGCAGAUACCCGAUACCGAUUCCAAUGUGUCGAUUGUACCGAGGAUUUGCACGAGUCUUUCGAUCUUUGUACGUCGUGUUACGAGCAAGGCGAGCGAUGCGGAAGUAAUGGUCAUAUUUUUGCGAAGAAAUUCAACAGUAUCUUCAUCGACAUCGAGGCUGUGAAGGAAGAUUUGAUGAUCUAUGUGCAACACUACAUCUUCUGA